Sorghum bicolor (sorghum) is the source of this 2782-nucleotide messenger RNA. RefSeq lists its product as uncharacterized. The transcript has a single exon. The coding region runs from base 365 to 2518 and encodes 717 amino acids. The record is from RefSeq and is a predicted model, not a curated record. Gene Ontology annotation, cellular component: late endosome; endolysosome membrane. Gene Ontology annotation, biological process: endosome to lysosome transport; endosomal transport; regulation of autophagosome maturation. Lineage: Eukaryota; Viridiplantae; Streptophyta; Magnoliopsida; Poales; Poaceae.
AUUCGCAAACGAGGUGGAACUGCGGCCCAACAGCAACAAAAAAAAGAAAAAAAAAAGAAAAGGUGAGUCGGAAAGGCAAAAGGCGAGCCCCCUCGAGGCCUCGACCCGCGAUCCCCGCGCACCGGCCGCCGGCGAUCGCCGCCGCCAUGGAUGCGAUGCGCUUCCCCUUCGGCGGCGGAAGAUUUCCGGCCCGCGCACGUUCGUGAGGGGCCCUCCGCCACGCGCCCGCCCCGGCCCCGAGUCCGAGCUCGCUCCCCGCGCCCGCGCCAAUAUCGCCCACCUCGGGGGUGCGCCGCGCCUGCGCCUGCGCCAUCGCCCUCCCCGCGCCAUCGCCUUGGGGCGGAGCGGAUCCGGAUCCACCAACAUGUGGCUUUUCUGGCGCACCAGGAACCGCUUCUCCCUCGAGGAGCUCCGGUACCUAACAGAUCAGCUGCAAAAGGUUCAUGCCGUCAACGAAGCUAAUCAGGAUGUCGUGAUUGAAGCACUGAGAUCGAUUGCCGAGCUUAUGAUAUACGGCGACCAGCACGAUCCAUCGCUUUUUGAGUAUUUCAUGGAGAAACAGAUCGUGGGUGAAUUCGCUCGUAUCCAAAGGAUCUCUGAUCUGUCAAGAGUGUCACUCCAGUUGCUGCAGACAAUGGGCAUCAUGAUCCAAAAUCUCAGACAUGAACAUUCAGUUCAUUACAUUUUGAGCAGUGAGCACAUCAACUUCUUCGUCACGCACCCAUUCGAUUUCCGGAUCGAUGAGUUGUUGUCCUACUACAUAUCUUUUCUCCGGGCGAUAAGUGGGAAGCUGAACAAGGAUACAAUUUCUUUGCUGGUGAAGACGGAAGACGAUGAGGUCACUUCCUUUCCUCUCUAUGUCGAGGCCUUGAAGUUUGCUUUUCACCAGGAUAGCAUGAUUCGAGUUGCUGUACGUACCUUGACGCUCAAUGUCUACCACAUUGGAGAUGAAUCUGUUAACAGAUUUGUUUCCCGUGUGCCUGUAUCAGAUUAUUUUUCAGACAUGGUCCAGCAUUUUCAGAAGCAGUGCAUUGACUUGGAUAAGCUGGUUGCACACUCCUCGCAAACUGCAGAUUUUUCUCUGCCAAUGUCUUGUGUUGAAGAUGCGAUUGUGCAGAUUGAAGACACACUGUAUUAUUUCAGUGAUGUUAUGUCUUCUGGUAUUCCAGAUCUUGAAAGGUUCAUCACUGACAAUUUCUUGCAAGCUGUGGUGUUUCGGUUAUUACUACCGUCAUUGCUGAGGCAGAGCAUAGAUUUGGACCUAAGUGUCACUACAUCCAUGUAUCUGCUUUGCUGUAUACUGCACAUUUUGAAGAAUAAGGAUAUGGCAAGUACUGUAGCUGCUGCACUUUUUCAUCAACCUGAUUGCCCUGAUGAAACGAAGCAAGGGACACCUCCUGAUGGGUAUACAUCUGAGCAUGAUAAUUGCAGGUCUGAGAAUCAUUGCAACACUGCCUCUGCUGUCGAGCAAUCAAAUGAGGAUGAGCCAAAUUCUCUGUCUUCUGUUAGUUGGGAACGCUUGCCCAACCAUUCGCUGCCAAGUGAUUGCUGCCAAGGCAACACGCCAAGGGAACACUUGCUGUCCUAUAUCACAGAAGGAGAUGAUUCACAAGCUUUGGGUUCAUUGUGCUUAUUCGCUACAUUACUGCAGACGAAAGAACUUGACGAAUCAAUGCUGGAUGCACUUGGAAUCCUACCUCAUAGAAAGCAGCAUAAGAAGCUUCUAUUACAAGCUUUAGUAGGUGAAGACCUUGCUGAAGGACAAUUAUUUUCGUCAAGCAGCGGUCUAAUUGAUGACAACAUUCACAGUGAUUUUGAUAUUUACGUGAGGAAGCUUCAGGAUAAAUAUGGUCUACAGUGUCAUCAUCCACGGGCACGGCAAAUGACUUCCGAAGCUCACAGAUAUCAGGUGCUCGAUGCUUUGGUCGACCUUUUCUGCAGAUCGAAGGUUUCUGCAGAUGUUCGCUUGGUUUGUGGUUGGCUUUUCCGGCAACUGCUGCCCCAAGGAGAGGAAGAAUUCACUGCUUUUCAUCUAAGACGACUAAAGGAUUCACACAAGGAUUGUAUCUCAAAGCUUUCGGAGGAAUCUGGAGGAUGCUGGUGUGACAUGCUUCUUCCUAUCAUUAAAGACGCUUGGAGGAACUGCAAGAAAGAAAUUGAGGCAUCUUCAGUUGCCAUCGCAGAGGGAGUCUAUGCGAUGGUUAAGCAUAGCAUUCUUGCUAGUUGUAGGAAAGAUGAUGAAGACUGCCAAGAGGAAAGCCUGCCCAAUAAAUACUUAGAAUAUCUUUCAUGCAUCUCCAAGGACAUAGAAACAUUUUGCUGGUGCAAGCAACCAAUGGGGAAAGUAGACAUCGAUACUAGCAGAAUGGAGGAAUACUCACACAGCUAUACUGAACCGCUGAUGUUGACUGGUGACACGAAGAGAGGUUGUACAAGGGAUACUUUCAGCAGCUAUAAGCUGCAAGUGCUUACCGUGCUCAAAACAAUUGCUAUAAACUGCAACAGCUUAACAUGCUGAACACUUGAGCUGAACAUUUGUGAAGCUUACAGAGGAGGAUCGGGUUCUUGGCCAGCUGCCAUAUUCCGGACUAUGGAUUCAACUGUGCUUCAGUGUUGUCUUUUUUGGAUAAUUCGAAUCACUUUGAUUCAUUUGAAUCAGAGAAAUAAGAUUAACCCUAUAUUACCUCAAAAAAAAAAAAACCCGCCACCAGCCCUAGGCUCUGUUUGAAUGUAAAACAUUUAUAGAUUUUUUUAAAAAAAUUACCAUGGUUUUCUUCUAAAA